Messenger RNA from Raphanus sativus (radish), 689 nucleotides. RefSeq names its product methylthioalkylmalate synthase 1, chloroplastic-like. The record is from RefSeq and is a predicted model, not a curated record. The transcript is spliced from 2 exons. Gene Ontology annotation, biological process: L-leucine biosynthetic process. Lineage: Eukaryota; Viridiplantae; Streptophyta; Magnoliopsida; Brassicales; Brassicaceae. The annotation marks the transcript as partial. Gene Ontology annotation, molecular function: 2-isopropylmalate synthase activity. Gene Ontology annotation, cellular component: chloroplast.
AUGAUCUCCCUCUCCUCCACUGCUUCCACCAUGGUCGUCCAGUCAGUUGUACACUUUGCAUCUUCCUUCCCUUCUCUCGGUCUGACCCUUCCAUACAAAAGGCCGUUCUUGUUCACCUCAUGUUGCUCCUCUUUGUCCAAUAAGGCUCGGACUGGUGCUACUGAUUUCAAACCCAUGUUACCCAUCGUGGAAAGGUGGCCGGAGUAUAUACCGAACAAGCUCCCCGACAAGAACUAUGUGCGUGUAUUCGACACGACGCUCCGUGACGGGGAACAAUCCCCCGGUGCAGCACUGACGCCACCGCAGAAGCUAGAGAUUGCCCGGCAACUUUCAAAACUCCGAGUAGACAUCAUGGAAGUUGGUUUCCCUGCGUCAUCAGAGGAAGAGUUCGAAACCGUCAAGACCAUAGCCAAGACCGUAGGGAAUGAAGUGGAUGAAGAAACAGGUUACGUUCCAGUUAUAUGCGCCCUCGCACGAUGCAACCAUAGAGACAUCGAGGCGGUUUGGGAAGCAGUGAAGUACGCCAAGAGGCCGACAAUACUCAUAUUCAUAUCUACUAGUGACAUUCACAUGAAAUUUAAGUUGAAAAGGACUAAAGAAGAAGUCAUCCAGAUGGCAGUGAGUAGUGUUAGGUAUGCUAAGAGCUUAGGCUUCAACGACAUCCAACUUGGUUGCGAAGAUGCCGGCAG